Messenger RNA from Sclerotinia trifoliorum, 2258 nucleotides. Lineage: Eukaryota; Fungi; Ascomycota; Leotiomycetes; Helotiales; Sclerotiniaceae. The record is from the annotation of a GenBank genome assembly.
UGCAUAUAUACCUAGAAUCCAAACUAAUACUUUCAUCACUCGUUUAUUGCUUCGCUCAUCGAAUCAUAUUCAUAUACUAAGAUUCUUGAACAUAACUCCAUUUUGUUAUGGAUUGCAGGAUCUGAUUUCUUCAAAAGCCUAGGCCACUCAAACUUCAAUUUCAAACUCGAAAAAAUAAUUGCUUUACCCCACAAUCACUCAAGGUAACGCGUGGUUUGGACAACAACUCUCUUUUAUAUCUCCCAACUUAAUGGAACUGUAUUUUCAUACUCACCCAAAUAAAUUCGCCGAUCAAUAUCUUUCUCUUGGUUUGACAAGCAGGUAGAUUCGGCAGAUAGUUUCUGGGACUGCAGGACGAGCAGGGGUUUGCGAGGUACAAAACAUUUCCCUGAGUCACCCGUCAACCAAUUGAUCUUGGUGCUCUUUGAACGGUUGGAUUUUCUGGUUUUAUUGAAAGGCCGGCAAUUUACAGGAGAUACUGGGUUACAGUAGUAUUCAUUCAUAUCUGAUUCCGUACCCGAACGUUGAGUCUGUUUGUGGGGAGCUCCUUCCACAUACGUAUACCCGCAGCAAAGAUGUUGUUGCUUAGAGGUUCUUUCCCGCCCAUUGCGGCCGGAAGGGUAUCAACACGAACUUUUUCCACCGUCUUGAAAAGUGGAAGAUCCAGCAAGAAGAUGGGUGAAUUGCAAACGUCGUUGUUUAAUCACGUGCUACAGAGGUCGUACAGUACUGAUGUCGCCGACAGGGAAAAGAGGUAUGGGGCUGUGGUCGUAGGCUCUGGGCCAGCUGGACUUGCUGUCGUGGGUAAUCUUUUGGAACAAAAGAAAGGUCCAGUUCUGUGGAUUGGAGAUGCUAGGGAAUUCGGGGGUGGCAGAUUGCAUCAGAAGUAUCGGGCUGUGCCUUCGUGAGUUUUGUUCUUCCACUUGGUGCCUACCUGGAGGUAUGAAUCUAAUACUUCUUAUCGUCAUAGGAAUACAAAAGUCAAAUUCUUCUCUAUGUUCGCAGAGGCUUUAGAACCUUUCCAACAAAUCAUAAAGGACACUGCUACUCCUAAUGCUUAUAGCCUCUUAAAAGAUCUUGACCAGGAAAAGACCUGCCAUAUUGCUGAAGCUGCUGGUUUAGGGUUGAUGUUAGCAAGAGGGCUUGAUGAGUCUAAAGGUGUAAACAGAUUUAGACAUGGGAGGUUGCGAAGUGCUUAUUGGUCAAAUGUAAGCGCAGCGUCUCGUUUGAUUUUCCACAAGCUAACUCCAAACAGGACAACGGCUGGAAUGUCAAAUUCGGCCGUUUUGAAAAGCAAGAUUGUUCAGCAUCCUCGGAUCUCCUCUUUUUGUGCACCGGAUCUCACCCCACUAAGAUCAACCUCCAACUUAAGCAGGAGGGGCCUCAGCCGCAAUAUUAUCUUGGUCUUGAUACCUGUUUAAGACCUAAUAGUUUGUUACAUAGAUUGCGUCGUAGUUUUAAAGCGAUGUCAGACUCGACUAAAAUCACCACUAUCGCCGUCAUUGGUGCGUCUCACAGUGCGAUUCUCGUACUACGAAACCUCUACGAAGCCGCAACUUUGCUUAAGGAAAAAGAUGGUCAAAUUCGCAUUAAAUGGCUUACUCGCCAUGAGCUUCGAUAUGCUGAGGAGCGUGAUGGAUGGAUCAAGCGUGAUAACACGGGCCUCAAGGGUGAAGUAGCCACAUGGGCAAAGGAGAAUCUCGAAGCCGAUACGUUGCCCACAUCUGAUGUUUCUAAAUACCUCGAGAAAGUGAAGACCUCUCCCGAAACAGAGACGGAAGACUACGAGAAACAUUUACCGGGGUGUAAAUAUGUGGUGCAGGCUAUUGGGUUCACGAAGAAUGAACUUCCACCGAUUAAGAGAAAUGAGGAGCCAUUAGAAAUCACCUAUAAUCACGAGACAUCGGAAUUUGUCGAUGCGGAGGGAAAGACGAUUAGAGGAUUGUAUGGUGCUGGAAUUGCGUUCCCGGAAAAAGUCGUGGAUCCAGAGGGCACGACGGAGUAUGCGGUUGGGUUGUGGAAGUUCAUGAAGUAUUUGAAGAGAGUUGCGCCAACAUGGACUGCAUGAAGAGGUUCGUGUGCUUGGUAUCCUGGUGCUGAGAGAUAUUACCUGAUGGAUGAUGGUGAUGAGAUAGAUUGUUUCAAAAUGCAUACCCUACUCUUUCCUACAAAUAAAUUUGCUAUAGAUUUUUCCUAAUAUUCUUAAUCCCUAUACCCUGAUAUCAUCCAAGAUUUUACUUUCUUCCUCAAAAUAAUAU